CGGCGGGGCUUGGCCUGGGUCACUUCAUCGUUCGGCAAGGGGAAGGGCUUCUGGCGAGCUCGGGGCGCCCCGCCCGCUGCGGGUGAAGGGUGACGGGCGGAGGGGGAGAGGGAGAACCUCGGUCGGCGGAGGAGUGCAGGGGACGCUGCCGAGAUCAAGGGAAGAGCAAAGCUGGAGAGGACGUGAACUUGAGGUCACAUCAAUAUCAUCUACAGUAGCUAGCCUUAUCGCCUCAUUAUAUUAUACUCUGACAAGUAGAUUUCUCAAGCAAGAAAAGAAAGCAUUCAGUAUGGCUUCUCCAGCUCUACUCAUGCGUGUGGUUGCCUCUGCAUAUUCUGUUGCAGAAAAAGCUGCAACAAUUGUUAGAAAUGUAAUGGCUGCAGGAGAUCUGGAGAUAGUGGAGAAGACCGGAGCCAAUGACUUGCAGACCAAGGCUGACCGACUGGUACAAAUGAGCAUUUGUGCUUCCCUGGCACGGAAGUUUCCCAAGGUGACAAUCAUAGGAGAAGAAGAACUGCCCACUGAAGAAGUAACUGAGGAAUUAAUUGAAGAUGGUCACUGUGAAGAAAUACUGAAGAAAACUUGUCCUGCUCAGUACGCAGGAAUUAAAGAGGAAGAGCUUGUAAUAUGGGUUGAUCCCUUGGAUGGAACCAAGGAGUACACUGAAGGUCUCCUUGACCACGUAACGGUUCUUAUUGGAAUUGCUUAUGGAGGCAAAGCAAUAGCAGGAGUUAUUAAUCAGCCAUAUUACAACUAUAAGGCAGGAGCUGAUGCUGUGUUGGGCAGGACAAUCUGGGGAGUCCUGGGCAUAGGUGCCUUUGGAUUUCAGCUCACAGAAGCACCUGCUGGGAAACACAUCAUUGUUACCACCCGUUCUCACAGCAGUACCCUGGUAAAUGACUGCAUCAGUGCCUUGAACCCAGACAGUGUCAUCAGAGUUGGAGGAGCAGGAAACAAGAUCAUUCAACUUAUAGAAGGCAAGGCAUCUGCUUAUGUAUUUGCCAGUCCUGGGUGCAAGAAAUGGGAUACAUGUGCACCUGAAGCUAUUCUGCAUGCUGUGGGAGGCAAGAUAACUGAUAUCCAUGGAAAUUCAUUUCAGUAUAACAAGGAAGUGAAACACAUGAAUUCAGCUGGCGUCCUUGCCACUUUGAGAAAUUAUGACUAUUAUGCCAGUCAUAUUCCUAACACCGUUAAACAAUCUCUUGUGCCUUAAAGCAGUAAAGCAUCUUCACAUGGCCUGGAAGGCUGAGAAAGUGAGCUUGGAGAAUAAGAAAGAAAGAAGAUAACUGAGCUUGAAAUUUUGUUUUAUAGAAUCUGAACCAAAUUCUUCCACUAAGGUGUUCAAUAAUUUCAAAAUUACAUACAGAAUAUGUUGGAUCAGAUUGUUUUGCUGUGUUUAGCAGUCAACAUCAAAACAGUCACAUUUCUUCAAUAGUUGUUUUCGAUAUUCUUUGGGAGUAUUCAUUCUUCAUGACUCUGCUUAAUAUACUGCUAAUGAUAACACUACAGUCCAAAAAUCAUCUUAAUAUUCAGGGCACAAAAUCAUGUUAAGUCAUUUACCUGAUCUUGCUCAAUGUUUUGUGUUGUAUGUAGUCAAUAAGGGUUUAUUGGGUUAAAUACAAACAGAAUAUUUGCCUGGA
This is a messenger RNA of Gavia stellata (red-throated loon), 1640 nucleotides long. It is a transcript of the gene BPNT1, whose product is annotated as 3'(2'), 5'-bisphosphate nucleotidase 1. Lineage: Eukaryota; Metazoa; Chordata; Aves; Gaviiformes; Gaviidae. Gene Ontology annotation, biological process: phosphatidylinositol phosphate biosynthetic process. The transcript has 10 exons. Gene Ontology annotation, molecular function: 3'(2'),5'-bisphosphate nucleotidase activity. Bases 290 to 1213 code for a protein of 307 amino acids. The record is from RefSeq and is a predicted model, not a curated record.